AGAUUUGUUUCUUUUCACUACUAUCUUCGAUUCUUACCUCUUUCAUGAUGUUUUUAUAAAUAAUCUAAUAAUUUAAUUGCUAUCUUGAUUUAAUUGAUUUAACCAAUACAUUAACUUAACUCUUCUGGAUCAAUACUCAUCUCUAUACGUAAUCCUAUUGUGUGAAGAAUUUUACGUAUCCCAACAAAUCUGUUUUGUUCAAAGCUUCGGCCGCAAUACCGAUCCAAAAGUGAGGACCCAUCGCCUCACUUCAACUCUAAUGUUGAACUUAUCACUCAUCUCAAAUUUUGUGUUAACAUGCUCAUCAAGAAUUGGUAAUUUCCGUCAAACACUUCCAUUGCUAAUGUAUUCUUUGUGGUAAACAACAAAUCGAUACAUUUUGUUGAUUUAAUGCCAAUCCCAUUGAUGUUACUGGUGUAAAAAGUUUUCUCCAUGUGAUUCCUGUUUUCUUUUUGUUUGUACAGGACUGCUUCUGGUUGAAUGUAAAGUCUAUGAUAAUAGUAAGAUUUUUGCAAAAUGGCUUCAUUAGAAGAAAUUAAAAAAAUUUUAAAAUCUUUGGUGAUAUCACAUCAAAAUGGCCUCAGUGCCAUAGCCUUGAAUAAUGAAUUUCUUGAAAUAGAAGGAAGACAUGUACCGUGGCAAUCGUUUGGUGCUGCAUCUCUGAACGAAUUUUUCUUAAGCCUUACUGAUAUCCUUGUAUAUCAACCUAACAAAGCUGGCGCUCGAGUUUUCUUUGCUAAAACUGAUGAAGCAACAGCCCAUAUUGACAGACUUGUUAAGCAGCAAAAGCCUCAGCCACUUAAACGACGAAAUGAGAUCUUUCGCUAUGAAGUGGAAAAAAGGCCGUAUAGAGAACCAAGUCCCGAACCAAGACAAAUUUCUCCUCCCAGUAAUGGCAAUUUACCCGAUUCCACUCAGAAAUUUCGUAACCCCAGCCCACCUCCUCCAGAUCCAAAAAACAUGUUAUUUCGUUCUUCCAGUCCAGAAAAGUCAAAAUUGAAACGUCCUAGUCCUCAAGAUAGCCCCCCUACAGAUCCUUAUGAAGAAAGCCUAAGAAGAGCUAGAGAAAGGAGAGGCAUAGCAAGACGAAAUUAUCGAUCAAGAAGAAGUCGAUCCCGCUCAUCAAGCCCAAGACGGACAAAAUCACCUAGCCCUAAACGAAACAGCUCUACAGCUAAUCGCCACACGUCUUCACCAAACCAACGUAGACAAAGAUCACCAACUCCUAAGCGUGGAAACUCUCCAGUUCAACGCAGACAGAGAUCUCCUAGUCCUUGGCGUGGAAACUCUCCAGUUCAACGUAGACAGAGGUCACCUAGCCCCAGAAGGGGAAGCUCUCCAGUCUAUCGCAGACAGAGAUCUCCUAGUCCCAGAAGGGGAAGCUCUCCGGUCUAUCGUAGACAGAGAUCACCAAGUCCUAGAAGAGGAAGCUCUCCAGUUCAUCGUAGACAGAGAUCACCAAGUCCUAAGCGUGGCAGCUCUCCAGUUCAAUCCAGGCAAAGAUCGCCAGUUCGUAAAAUCCCAACUAAAUCCAUUUCUUGUCAAACUGAUUUUGAGAAAGUAUCAAAAUCGUGCCAAACCGAGGUAUCCAAUACUCACUGCAUUUCUUGUAAAAAUCAAACUUCAAAAUCUCAUGUACCAAAUGGAACACAUCCUCGCCCCACAAAUAAUUCCAGACAAGAUUACUCUAAUGCAGAUGAAAAUGUUGAUCUAAACCAACUUUACUACGGAACGGAAUACAGUGUAGCUCCAACGUUCCAAUGUUUGUACAAUCCUUACUCAAUUUUACCAGUUUUAGAUCCUAGUUUUACAGAAGAUACUACUCACCCUGAGCCAGGCUUCUAUUACGAUUUUGAUGCCGGUGAUCAUAAACCAAUACCUAGAAUUCCUGAGUACUAUGCCUAUUGGAUUAUGGCUGGUUGGAUUCCAGCAGCUCAGGAAACUACACCUCAAGCGAACCAUGCUCCAGUUUUGCCUUCCAGUCAAUCAGCAGAUCCACGCGUCAAUCCACCCGCAGCUAAAAAUGCAAAAGCUAGAGAUCCUAGACUUGCUCGAUCAGAAGCUCGAAUAUCUCCUAAUGGUGCAGAUAAAGUGGCGGCCAAAAGAAAAUCAAUUUCUAUUGAUGACUAUAAGAAUCUGCGCAAGUUGGGUUCAAACGAACAAAGUGAUAAAUCGGGGGUCAUUACUGGUGCUGGAGAAACUAUAGACUAUGAACCUGUCAUUACAACGGAGCCCGUAGCGAAAUUACCGAGAGAUCCUCGAUUGAGAAGAGCCAAAUGACCAAUUUUAUGCAACUGAACAAGGAUACAGAUGUAAACAUUACUUAAGAUGCUUAUUUCUCUAUUCAAGACAAUUCAAACUCAAAAGUAUUCUUAAAACUCAAAUUCCAAACCUGAAACUUUCCAAUGAAGCGCGUUUGUCUCUGAACAAAUCGGCAACUUUUAAAUCUUACACUUAAUCAGCUAAAUCAAUAAAAUUCACAACAGCCCAACAGACAUCAAAAUCAUUUACCAUGACCAAUUUCAUAAUAGCUAAUUUGAUUAAUAUUCAGUGCCAGUAACAGUUGAGCUGUUUAUCCAUAUUGACGACUCUGUAUUGUUAUAAAUUAAACUUUGGCAACAAAUGAACACCAAAAUAUCCAACACAAACAAGUACCCAACAUUAUUCAAAGAUUUGUAAUAAUGCCAGAAAUGAAGGCUGAAAAAAGAUCCAAAGGUAAAAACACUUUUGAUCAAGAUGAAUAUUUUUAAAUUGCUCAGACUCGGCUUUCUUCAAAGUACAAUGAUUUUUAUACCCCAGACAAGACACGAUCAAGUAAACAAUUUAACCUGCCAAUUGUUUCAACUCUAGUAAACUAAUCUUAAUCACAUAUCUUGUACAUACACUGUAAUCUGUGAACCUUGAUUAGCGGAUUAAGAGUUACCAAAUGAUUAAAGCAAGGACAAAUUAAACAAAAAGAGCAAUAAGUUUAUCAACAAAAAACCAAGCGAAGCUUUUAAACGUCAAUCUACUGGAUAAGAAAAG
Messenger RNA from Tetranychus urticae (two-spotted spider mite), 3024 nucleotides. Lineage: Eukaryota; Metazoa; Arthropoda; Arachnida; Trombidiformes; Tetranychidae. The record is from RefSeq and is a predicted model, not a curated record.